CUUGGCACUUCUUCUCCCCUCCGUCGGUUUUCUCUACAUUGAAAAAUCACUUUCUUCUCUCUCUCUGCAAAAUUUCUCUUCCGACUCAGAUUCACUGUUGCUAAUCGCACAAAAUGCACUCAAAUCAUCUGCUUCUCGAAGAACCUAUCAGGAUGGCUUCCAUCCUCGAGCCUUCUAAAGCUAGUUUUUUCCCUGCGAUGACCAAAAUCGUUGGAACUUUGGGCCCUCGGUCUCGAUCUGUUGACGUCAUCUCUGGUUGCCUUAAAGCUGGCAUGUCUGUUGCUAGAUUUGAUUUUUCAUGGGGAGACUGCGACUAUCACCAAGAGACUUUGGAGAAUCUGAAGGCUGCUGUGAAAAGCACUAAGAAGCUUUGUGCUGUGAUGCUGGACACAGUUGGAGCUGAGAUGCAGGUUGUGAAUAAGAGUGAGAAAGCCAUUUCACUUCAACAAGAUGAUGUUGUCACUUUGACCCCUGAUGAAGGCCAAGAAGCUACUUCUCAAGUACUACCCAUCAACUUUGCUUGGCUAGCUAAGGCUGUGAAAACAGGAGACACCAUUUUCAUUGGUCAAUAUUUGUUCACAGGAAGUGAGACAACCUCUGUUUGGCUGGAGGUUGAUAAAGUUGAAGGGGUUGAUGUUGUCUGCAAGAUAAAGAAUUCUGCAACUCUGGCUGGGGCUUUGUUCACUUUGCAUGCUUCUCAAAUUCAUAUUGAUCUACCUACUCUGACUGAUAAAGAUAAAGAGAAUAUUAGUACAUGGGGAGUUAGAAACAAAAUCGACUUUCUCUCAUUGUCAUACACAAGACAUGCAGAAGAUGUUCGUGAAGCACGUGAAUUUCUUUCAAAGCUUGGUGAUCUUAGUCAAACUCAAAUUUUUGCAAAAAUUGAAAACGUAGAGGGUUUGACUCAUUUUGAUGAGAUCUUGCAAGAGGCAGAUGGUAUUAUUCUUUCCCGUGGAAAUCUUGGAAUUGAUCUUCCACCAGAGAAAGUGUUUUUAUUCCAGAAAGCAGCUCUUUAUAAAUGCAAUAUGGCUGGAAAACCAGCUGUGGUGACACGUGUUGUGGAUAGUAUGACUGAUAAUUUAAGACCAACUCGUGCAGAAGCAACUGAUGUUGCCAAUGCUGUAUUAGAUGGAAGUGAUGCAAUUCUUCUUGGUGCUGAGACCUUGCGUGGAUUGUACCCUGUUGAAACAAUAUCUAUUGUUGGAAAAAUUUGUGCUGAGGCAGAGAAGGUUUUUAACCAAGACCUAUACUUCAAGAAGACAGUAAAAUAUGUUGGAGAACCAAUGACUCAUUUGGAAUCAAUUGCCUCUUCUGCGGUUCGUGCAGCUAUUAAAGUCAAAGCAUCUGUUAUUAUUUGCUUCACGUCUUCCGGAAGGGCUGCAAGAUUGAUUGCAAAGUAUAGGCCAACAAUGCCAGUCAUAUCAGUUGUUAUUCCAAGGCUAAAGACUAAUCAAUUGCGAUGGAGUUUCAGUGGUGCUUUUGAGGCAAGGCAGUCACUUAUUGUGAGAGGUCUUUUCCCCAUGCUUGCUGAUCCUCGACAUCCUGCGGAAUCCACAAGUGCAACAAAUGAGUCAGUCCUAAAAGUUGCACUUGACUAUGGAAAGACAUCAGGGGUAAUAAAGUCACAUGACCGAGUUGUGGUUUGUCAAAAAGUUGGCGAUGCUUCUGUUGUUAAAAUUAUCGAGCUUGAAGACUAGUAGAAUAAAUAUCUUCCUGCCACGUUUUUUUAAAGGGUAUUUUUGUCCUAAAUUUUGGAAGUAGGCGUUGGAUAUAUCGCCACCAGCUUUUGAAAACUAUAUGUUUUUUUAUCCAUAAUGUGAUAUGAAAAAUCCACUUCCUUGUAUCAAUUUGGGCCUC
Lactuca virosa is the source of this 1857-nucleotide messenger RNA. Lineage: Eukaryota; Viridiplantae; Streptophyta; Magnoliopsida; Asterales; Asteraceae. The record is from the annotation of a GenBank genome assembly.